Molecule: messenger RNA, 270 nt
Organism: Talaromyces rugulosus
Lineage: Eukaryota; Fungi; Ascomycota; Eurotiomycetes; Eurotiales; Trichocomaceae
Exons: 1
Coding region: 1-270 (89 amino acids)
Source: RefSeq, a predicted model, not a curated record
AUGGCCGAAAAAGUCAAACGUACUCUCAACACCCUCAAGCCUGACAGCCAGCAGGACACUCCCUCCAAGCAAACACCCUCAUCAUCACAGGGACAAAAAAAGUCUGACAGCCAAAAACCCAAAGAUAUUUCCUCACUACCAGUAGAAAAGCAAUUCGAGACUGAUUACGACAAAUCGGGCAACCUGGUGCCGGACCCAGUCCAUUUUGACCCUGAGCAGGAUAUGGUGGGAGCAAGCCUGGAUGAUUUUAGUGAUCAUGGUGAUCAUUAA